Molecule: messenger RNA, 5188 nt
Organism: Pelmatolapia mariae (spotted tilapia)
Lineage: Eukaryota; Metazoa; Chordata; Actinopteri; Cichliformes; Cichlidae
Product: mpv17-like protein
Exons: 4
Coding region: 450-1073 (207 amino acids)
Biological process (GO): mitochondrial ribosome assembly; cellular response to reactive oxygen species
Cellular component (GO): cytoplasm; mitochondrion; membrane
Source: RefSeq, a predicted model, not a curated record
GGAUUUGUUGCUGGGAACGCACCUGAUUCACGGGAAGCAGAAAGAAAGAUCUGGAUUUAAAUUUACCGUGGUUCUUUUUCACACCCGUCUCUGUAACUUUUAGAUCAUGAUGUUUACGCAACUGAGGACGCAAAACUUUAAGAGAGAAGCUCUGUCGGAGUGACCAAAGCGAAGCCAUGGCAGGUUUUAUGCAUUGCAUUUUUCGGGGAGUUUUUUGGGCAUUUCUCAUCUGAGAUCUGAUGAUGUGCGAUAUUCCUGCUGCCAGCGGAAACGUGUAAUCCCUCCCAGAUUACGGCGCACUGAUGGAUUGCGUCCUGUCGUCCAGUCGGCUGGCACUAGGGCCUAGCCAAACGAAUCCAACCGGUAUGUCUGCAUCCUGACUGCUGAGGUGAAACCAUUCAGGGCAGGUCAUUCUGUAGGCACCUGCGUCCCCAUCGGUGCCAAAGACGAUGAGGAGAGCUGUACUCAAAGAAGCCGCCAAGCGAUUCCCCUGGCUGGCUAAUGUCACCUUGUACGGAUGCUUAUUCGCCGGCGGUGACCUAGUCCACCAGCUCAUCGCUCAGAAGGAGCACAUGGACUGGAAACACACUCGCAAUGUCGCCAUCGUGGCAAUCAGCUUCCAGGGAAACUUUAACUACUUCUGGCUACGCGCCCUGGAGAGGCGCUUCCCUGGAAAGUCCGCCGGGAUGGUUUUCCGCAAACUGCUGCUGGACCAAAGCUUCGCGUCGCCUUUGGCCACCAGUGUCUUCUACACCGGGGUGAGCUUCUUGGAGGGAAAGGAGGACGUCUUUGAAGACUGGAGGGAGAAGUUCUUCAACACCUGGAAGACUGGACUCAUGUACUGGCCAUUCAUGCAGUUCCUCAACUUCGUCCUGAUGCCGUUGUACAUGCGGACUGCCUUCAUGGGCUGCUGCGCCUUCCUCUGGGCCACCUUCCUGUGCUUCUCUCGGCAGAACGGCGAUGGCACGGCUGGUGUGGCUUUCGCGUUCAUCAUGGACCCACGUAAAACUCUGGAGGAGAUGCGUGAGGCCCGGCUGGCCCGGAAGAAGCAAAAGACCCAACGGGAAAACUAAAGUGAGGAGAAAGGAGUGGAAGAGGAUGCCGCUUCAGUCAUUCAGGUUGUUGAGCCGUGGAGGAAAGACAGAGAGUCCGUUACCUCCACUUAAACCAGCACGAUGAGAGCUGAGGAGCGAAUGAAAGCAAAAUCACUGAAUACUCUCACUGUCUGUCACAUACGCACACAAAGGUUUGACUGAUGUGGAUUUUGAAGGCGAGUUUUUAAAUUAAGGGCAUUGAUUGACAGGCAGGAGUCUGUCAAGGAAGUUUAUGAGUCCAGCAUGUUUUAUUGAUUCUUUUUAUGGCGAUGAACGUUUUUAGGAAGCGACCCGACUUUAUGAAAAUAUGAUGUUGUUUGCGUACCAAUUUAAAGGCUCUCACAGCUACAGGAGAAUCUUCUAAAGCUACACAAAAAAUGCAGUACUCCAGCUGGUACCCAGAACUUUUUAGUCAGUUUUGGUUAGAUCAAUCUGGUAACAUCCACAAGGGUCAGCCUCAGGGUUCAGUAAACAUCCAUCCUUUUUCAUGCAUUUCAUGCAAGCGACAAAAGGUAAAAGUCCUGCAGUUCUGCUCACUUUUCUUCAAACCCUCUCCCUUAUUUUGCAUCUUUAUAUAAAGCAAUGGUAAAUCAUACGAUUUAACUGUGCACAAGCGGCAACAUGAAGCUUGUCCUUCAUUUCUCGUUGCAAAGGUUCAUUCGGUGUGAAAACUUGUUAUUAUAUUUACUUCGAGUACACUGUGUGUCAAGGUCAAGGUCAUUAAACUGGUUCCUGCUCAGGGAAGCAUGAAGGCUCAUUUAAACUCAUUAGAUCAGGUUAUUUAAUGUGUAGCUGAGACUUUUUUGGGUCAAAUGAGGCUGCUGGUCGUCACCAUUCAACCUCAGGGAGCUUAGAAAUACACCAAGAAGCUGCUGAGAUGCACUAUAUUGCCAAAAGUAUUUGCUCUUCUUCCUUCAAACGCAUAUAAACUUGAGUAAAAUCCGUAGGGUUUAAUAUGAUGUCAGCCCACCCUUUGGAGCUAUAACAGCUUCAGCCCUUCUGGGAAGACCUCACACAAGGUUUAGGAGUGUUCCCGGGAAUUUUUGACCAUUCAUCCACAAGCACAUUUGUGAGGUCAGACACUGAUGUUGGAUGAGAAGGCCUGGCUCACAGACUCGGCUCUAAUUCACCCCAAAUGUCUUUCAUCAGGUUGAGGUCAAAACUCUGCAGGUCAGUCAAGUUCUUCCACACCAAACUGACUCAUUCAUGUCUUUAUGGACCCUGCUUUGUGCACUGGUGUGCAGUCAUGUUGGAACAGGAAGGAGCCAUCCCCAAACUGUUCCCACAACAUUGGGAACAUGAAAAUGUCCAAAAUGUCUUGGGAUGCUGAAGCAUGAAGAAUUCCUUCCAUUGGAACUGAGGGCCAAGCUCAGCUCCUGAAAACAACCCCACACCAUAAUCCCCGCUCCACCAAACUUUACACUUGGCACAAUACAGUGAGAGAAGUACUGUUGUCCUGGCAACCACCAAACCCAGACUCGUCCAUCAGAUUGCCAGAUGGAGAAGUUUGAUUGAUCACUUCAGAGAACACAUCUCUGCUGCUCUAGAUGCUUUACACACUGCAUCUGAUCCUUUGCAUUGCACUUGGUGAUGUAAGGCUUGGUUGCCAUGGAAACCUAUUCUCUCGACACACUGUUCUUGAGUUAAUCUAAAGGUCACAUGAAGUUUGGAGGUCUACAGCGAUCAACCUCUGCUCACUAUGCGCCUCUGCAUCCGCUGACCUGUGAUUUCAGGUCGGUCUACCUCUUUGUAGCUGAGUUGCUCUCUUUCUCACUCACUUCCACGUUUUGUUUUUUUUAUAAAACCACUAACAGCUGACUGUGGAAUAUUUAGUAGCGAGGAUAUUUCAUGCCUGGUCUUGUUGCACAGGUGGCAUCCUAUCACGGUACCACGGUGAAAUUCACCGAGCUCCUGAGAGCGACUCAUCCUCUCACUAAUGCUUGCAUGUCUAGGUGCUUGACUGUACACGCCUGUGCUAAUGGAAGUGAUGGAACGCCUGAAUUCAAUGAUUUGGAUGGGUGAGUGAACACUUUUGGCAAUAUAGUCUAUUUUUGCUCUGGACCAAAGUGAAGCAAACAGCGAUGAAUCAGCACUAAAGCAGCUGCAGGGUUAAAGCUGAACAGCAGAUGUUUGCAGCUGUGGUGACAUCUCGACUUCAAACAUCGCAGGUUUCACUUGAAAUAAACGGGGACAUUUUAUCUGACAUAUCGAGCCACAGCUACUGGUUUCUGAUCUGAUCUGAGCCUGCAGCACAGCGGAGCUCCUGAGACCAGUUUCAAGGGCUGAUAUUUCUGCUUUAUACCAGUCGUGCCUUUUUCUCGUUGACAACAAGUCUGCAGAUGUGUUUGGCUGACUGGUGACUGCCAUCAGUUACAAUCAAUACUACGAAAGAUGUGUGUUGCUGUAUAUUUAUGUGUGUAUGUACAAUUAAAAACGUAGUUGCGCUGGGAUGCACUGACGUAUCUGCAGGAUAAAAACUCAGAAAGGUUCACUCUGUGGGGAGUGUGAUUGUGCUCAGUAAAUGUCAAAGUAAUCAAACUUGAGAAUUUAAAGAAUACCCGCUAAUGCUACUAGAUAAGUAAUAUUAAAAAUAAAUAUACAUGAAGGAUCGAGCAGGCAGGUGAGCAGUUAGACAGUAAACAUAGAUGACUGUCAAGAAUGUCCAAACUUUCUCUCAUAUUAUGAAACAAGGCCAGCGAUAAAAUGUGUCUCUGACAACAUCUGAGGCCAGAAAAAAGUGGAAUCUUUCUUGAUUUUUUUCUGCCCAACAACAUAAAGGUGAAGAUCUCCAUCUGCAUUCGAACCACUCACAAAUUCAAGUGGCCGAGAUGAGUUACUUGCAUCGGGUGGCUUAGAAAUGUGGUGGGGACCUUUUUAAAGGAGGCAGUUGAGAUGGUUUGGGCAUCCAGGUAGAAUGUGUCCUGGGCACCUCCUUUUGGCCGAUUUCAGGACACACCCAACUGGGAUGAGACCCUGGCCUAGACCUAGACCUUCUUGGAGAAAUUAUAUAGCUCAUUUGGUCUAAGAACACCUGGCCUGGGUAGCCUGCUGCUAGUUGGACACAACUUUGGAUUGGUGGGAGAACAUAAAUGGAUUGAUGCACAAGUAGAAUUACAGAUGUUUCCUCCUUACCUACUCCCUUCCUGCCCCUACAAGCGUGCAAACGUAACCUAAACCUCACGUUUAUGUGGAGAAGAAACGACUGACCUGAUGUCCUGUUUCCUGAGACGCGGUGUUACCAGAAAACAUUGCACAGCUGGACACGUAUCAAUACAGAUACACAAGAAGAAGAGUUAGACCAUUACUAGAAGGUUACUUUACCUUACUGAAGGCCUGGAGGGAACCCAGAGGGCUCAUUAUAAGUUAUUAGAGCAGGAUACGUAUCAGUGCAUCCCACUUCUGCUGUGUUUGGUAGUUUGAAAUGUGAAGUUACAACAUUUGAAUCCGGUUCUGUUACUUGAACCAUCCAAUACAGGUGAGUGACAAAUUAAAGGAAAAGUAAAGUGCUGAACCAAAAUCUCCCACCUGUGGUCAGCUGGGUUGAGAUCAUGUGACUGUGAAGGCCAGAGCUAGUGAUGAAUGUCAUCUUCAUCCAAACGCCCUGCUAGGCCCUGAAAAAGCAGAGGGAAGUGUUUCUUCACAGGAUGAAGCAGAAGGAGGCAGCGAGCCUUCCCUCGCAGGUUUCCAUCACUGGUUUUUCUUUAAUUUGUCACUGUUCUGUAUUUUGCCAUCAGCCCAGAAACCUUACUGUGUUCACAUCACUUACCUGAGUUACACGAGUUUAGAUUUACAGAUUCUGAAAGACUUUUGGUUUGGUGUUAUCAGAUGAGCCCUUCAGUGGAUAAACCUAGAAAUCCUGUUUUCCAUGUUUAGAACAUUAAACCUCAACAAAUGUUCAUUUAUUUUGCAAAGUGGUUUAUAAAAGUUAUGACUACGAUCUUACAGCGACUAGUUUACAGCCAGCUAUGAUGACCUCAGCUGUUCUGUUGUUCCAUCACUUUAAUAUUUUCACAACGAGGCCACGUCUUUGUGCGUCCUUUUGACACGUGUUCACAGAGUAAACCUGACACCAAUAAACCGGUCAAACAGCUCUC